Phyllostomus discolor (pale spear-nosed bat) is the source of this 12545-nucleotide messenger RNA. RefSeq lists its product as uncharacterized. The coding region runs from base 323 to 12229 and encodes 3968 amino acids. NCBI's taxonomy places the organism in Eukaryota, Metazoa, Chordata, Mammalia, Chiroptera, Phyllostomidae. The record is from RefSeq and is a predicted model, not a curated record. The transcript has 3 exons.
UAUUUAAAAGAUGAGCCUUACCCCUUUCAAAAUGAUGUUAACAAGGUCACUGCGUGCCUGAGAGUGCUUGCACAAAAGCCAACUGCCACUUCCUUUCUUUUGUUUUGGGAUUAGCUCAGAAGCAAUCCCUUAGAGUGAAGCCUCUUCUCUCCCCACUGAAAUAAAGAGGAGAACUAGGAGCUUGUUUCUCAGAUUUAGACAACCUCAGCAAGGAUUUCAUCUCCAUGCAUUGCUUAACCAGGCUGAUUUGGUCAACGGUUAAUGUUAGAAGGCAGCUGAAAAGAAAGAUUUCUUUGCAAGUUGCAGGAAAUAGCAAAACAAGAUGAAGAUCCUAGUUCUGACUACGACCAUCUUGAAUUCUGUGGCUUUCUUCCCGAGAGACACCAAAGCAGCUCAAAGAGUUGAACCCUUCUUCCCACCCACUGGAAGAUCUAAACCAUUCUUUGCCCCUAAUACUGCUGCGCACAUCCAAAGUACUAAGAAUGAGAAUGCCUCCGUAGAUGACAGUACCAUUGCCAUAUCAAACGCAAACAACCUCCUUAGGACUUACACCACUACUCGAGAGGAAGAAGCAGAACCAGCGAUUAUAUCCUUUAUUGGUACCACAACCCUCAUGAGAGAAAGCAGUACAAAAAAAACUGAUGCCACAGCUAUUCUAGAGAAUUAUACAGCUCUGCUUGAUGUUCCUGAUUUGGAGAACCAAAACACAAUUAAUGCUACUUACCGGGAAAGAUAUGGCAAAACUGCAAGCAACAUUACUGAUCUUUCACAGAAAGACAAUUCUAUUGUAAUUAAUGCUACAAACAGGAAGAAUGAUCAUAGAACUACAGUAAAUACUCAAAUACCUAGCAUUUCCUCUGCAAAAAAUGACUUUGAAUCUAUUCCUAUUUGGAGUACUUACAAGACUGAUACUAAAUCUAUCAUGAUUGCCACUGACAUUGAUGAAGCUACUUCCAAUAUCAACCCCAUUAAUACUAUUUCCAAUAUUAAUCGGAUAAAUCCUGUUCUUAAUUAUAGAAUGUAUAAAGAAAACAGUAAUCUUAUUGGUAAUUCUGAUGAUACCAAAACAAUGUUAGAUGUAGGUAAAAAUAUGCAUGUGGGGGACUUGAUUACUUUCAACACAAACGGCAUUAGUUCUAUAAAGGAUCGUGCUAACCCUAACCCCAUAGAACCAUUGCCAGACACCAAUAUUAACUUUAAAAUAACUUCGCCUUCAAAGGAUAAUCCAACAAUAAAAGGCAGACACACUGUUCGGAUAGAAAACAUCAAAAUGCCUAACAAUAACUAUAUUGCUAAAGCAACUAGAUCUAAAGUAGAUGAUUUAAUAACUAAGCGCCAUUCUAAUAUUCCUGCAAAUGCAUAUGUCAAAACAGAUAGGAACAAUUUUAAGUCUGUGAACACUGAUAAAAUUGAGUUUGUUAUUCCUUGGGUCCAAAAAAUUACAAAUAUGGACCAAGAUGAUGAAGUUGGAGGAGAAGUCAUCUUCAUUCAUCCAGAUACUUCCAUGAAAGAAAUUGGAAGAAAAGUUUACUCUCUUUACCCUGAUGUAGAUUAUGCCCAAACAGCAAGAAACAAAAUCAUCCUCUCUGACAUCUCUGAUAUGUUCAAUCCUUUUUUCAAAUACAAAGUAAAGCUCAUUAGUCUCUCUAUCAAUAAUGACCAUGCUUAUGGUGGUGCAGGACCUAACCCUAAAACAGACUUUCCUAUGCACAAAGUAUACACUCUUCUGUCAGCAGCAGAACCACCUGCUCUAAUGCCUAAUGCUCAAAAUAAUCAAGCUCAAAAGCCCCUGCUAAUUAAAGAUCCUUUGAGUGGUGCUUGGAUAUCAGAUUCUGUGACUGAAAAUCCUCAUGUCAUUAAUGAUACCAUUAUACAAAAACAGAAAAUCAAUAAAGGAUCAGAGGAUACUUUGAACCAUCCAUUGGAGUCUACUUUCCUUACUGCUAAUUUCACCUCUCCCAGUGAUGUGUACAAUGUCACUGCCAGUGCAAGUAAGCAGACCACAAAUACAACAAACAGUUCUGAUCUGGUGAUUGAUAAGGCCACCAUGCCAGAAGGAAGGCACACUGUAACCACUGCCUCUCUGUCUGCAAGGACAGCUGGUAUUCAUACACCAAGAAAAGGAUUUGGAAGUCUGAUGGACAAAAAAAUGUCUGGUGAGGAAGAAUCUACUCCCUAUGUGGAAGUAAAGUCUUCAGUGGGAGAUGAUGCUGUUUUCCAAGUAAAAGAAGACCUUCUACCUGCACAUAAUUUCAAGUACUUUGAAUCAGGAGACAGUGGCUUUGAAAGGAAUGGAUUUGUGGCUGUUGAUACCACAAAGUCUCUUUCCCAGUUAAAUAGUAUUAUACCUAUUGCUGAAGUAACAAUAAGUGAGAGAGACCUUACCAAUUCUGGAGAAGAUUUUUUUGAUAUUCUGUAUGAUUUCACUAACCCAGAAAAUGGCAAAACACAUUUUAAGACAAUGGCUACUGAUAGUCUGAGCAACAGUGUAGCUGUGAAAGAGAACAUGGCAGCAGAAAGCACUGAAUUCCUUCCACCUCAUAAUUCUAUCUUCCAGACUGGAAGAGUGGAUCACCAUAUACUCCCUAAUGCAUACUACAAUGUAAUCAUUGAUAAUCCACCUACUAUUACCAAAGAGAACCAAAAUCUUGCUCAGAGCAUCAUGAAACAUAAAUUAUCACUCCCCACAUUGGGCAAUGCACACCUUAUUAAUUAUAGGGAUGGCCAUCAAACCCCUUUUGCUGUCACUUCAAGUAAUAAUAAAAGACUGACCAGUGAUGACAAAAUGGAUGGGGCUGAAAUAGCAAACACCCCUCUUGGCAUUAGCUACACCCCUGUAGCUAAUGAUAUUUACUAUGCAGAUCAAAACACUGAAGUUAUAACAGACUUGGCUUUAACAGCUUCCACCUCACCAGUAAAGAAAGGCCUUCUGACCAUGAAUAAAGUUAGUACUUUUAGCUAUAAACCUAAUAAACCAGGAGAUGACUUUACCAUUUCCAAAGAUCUUGAUGUAUCUAGAGAUAAUGGCACUGUAUUAAUAGUUGAUCCCUCUAUCUUUACAAAGUCUAUUGCCCCUAGUCAAGCAACAAGCCCUGUAAAAAAAACCUCUUUGGCAGAUAUCAUAAUACCAAAAACUUUUUAUAUUAAGUCUACCCCAGUGACUUUGACUGUACCUGUCACCACUGCUCCUCAAGGAUAUAUUGAUACCAUGUUUUAUAUUCCACAAUAUGAAUCUGAAAAUACUUUCAAGGAAGAUAUAACACUGAACUAUGAAGCAGAUCCUCCAAACAACAUAGACAUUAUGGCAGAGGAAGAAGACAUACUUACAGAAGAAAAUGUGAGGGAUCAUAUUUAUGUUACACCUAUUGCAGGUGAUAAUGUUCCUGAAGGCAAUAACUUGGCAGCUAAACACUGUUCUCUUAAUUCUGAUGUAUAUAACUCCAUCGGCUUCAAAGGAACAACCAAAAGCAUAGCUGGCCAACUUGACUUUGAGGAUCCUGCAUCAUCCUAUAUGACUGAAAUCUCAAAAUCUCCAUUUGAGAAAUCCAUUCCUGAGUUUCAAGAAAAAGUUGUUGUAAGAAAUAGUAAUAGUGGUGCUGAACAUGUUGCAUUUUUUGGUGAUAUUUAUCCAAAGAUGAAAGAAAAUGUCCCAAAAGGAUAUACUUUUCCCCCUAAAAGAAGACACAACUUUAAGAUUCCCAUGAAAGAUAAUAUAAAGUCUGCUCUGGAAACCACUAUGUUAUUAGAUAAAGGAACUUCCAGCAAAAAGUAUUCAUCCUAUAUUGAUGAACAAACUCAUCCAGGAACAGAAAAAGACCAAGUUGCUACAGGUAGCAUAACUAAUUCUCAUAUGAUCAUUAUACCUGUGACCUUCUCCACACCUGUUUUCUCUGAGGACAUAAAUGUGGGAAACUAUUACAGUGCACCAGAAACAAGUCCUCCUUUAUCACUGAGAUAUGCAAAUACAUUGAGAGAUGAUUUCUUUAUCCUUAGGCCAGUGGCCACUCUAGCAAAGGAAAAUAAUCUAGAUGGCAUGGACUUGAUCACCAUUGAACCUGAUAAAAGUGAUUCUGAAUAUAUUUCAAAUAAGCAUACUUUUGAACUAGAAAAGGAAGAAAACAAUUCUAUUAAGAAACCUGUUCAAUCUACACAUGGACCCAAUAGAUUUUUGUCUUAUAUACCCUCCCCUAAAGGUGAGACCUCAAAGAGUCUCCUGUAUAGACUAACUCAACCUGAAUUUAAAACUAAAGAGAAGUAUCAAACUAUUAUUCUCAAAGAAGAAAAUUCUGACUCUGAUAUUUUUGCCACUUCUUUCAAAGAUUACACCAAAAACUUCAACACUAGGCAUCUGAAAACCCUGGUGCCUUCCCUAAUUGAUGAAGAUGAGAUGUUGUCCCCUGAGUUCCAAGAAAAAACAUCUGCAGGAAAGAGCACGCUAAGUGAAGAUGAUGUUAUCAUCAUUCUUCCUGAAGUUUCUGAUUUGGGAAAUAAAAAAAGCAACUAUUUCCCUGUACCACACACAGAAACAAUUAUCAUGGAAGAGAGCAGAACAUCUAACGAUGUCCCCACUGACUAUGGUGUGAUGGCCAGCCCCAUAAAAAGUCAAGGUCAUUUCUACAGGAAAGGCAUUUCAUCCAAUGUUUACAACACAGCUCCUGUGGGGUUGGCUGACUCCAUCACAUCAGAAGACUCAAAAGUCAAUGAAAAUAAAAUGGGUUUCUCUGAAGUAAUGCCUUCAGAUGAUCACAUUAACCCCUUGCCUCAGGACAUUGCCUCCCAAGUUAAGAACAUCCCCUACGUUAGUGAAAUUACUAAAGGUGUAAUAAAAACGACUUCAGUAGCUUCUCUGAAUCCUGUUAAAGCCAACAAAAUGCGAACAAAUGCCACCACUAUUUCACAUAGCGUCUCUGCCUUGGACUCUAAGGAAAGCAAUGAAAAUGGUGAAUCCAUUAUGCCUGCAGUGGAUGGUAUCCUGUCCAACAAAUUAAACUCUCUAUUAAUUCCCAAUCAGAAAAUACCUAGAACUGCAGUUGUUUUUAGUAAAAUUGAUGGUUCUUUAUCUGAUAAACUGGUGUCACUACAAGAAUCAGAGCCAUUGGGUGAAGACUCUGUUAUUAUAGACCAAAAUAGGGGAGUCACCAAGGAGCACAGUGACCCUCAGUUCUUCUCUAUGAUCUCCUCUGUUCCUCUAGAUGUUACUACUCUUUUAGAGAAUUCUACAAAUGUAGUCACUGGCAUGCCUACCACUGAAAACGUAGGCAUUAAUAAUAAAUCUGACAUUAUGGCCUUUGUACCUAAUAUAUCCCUUCAACCUAUAAUCUAUAAAAAUGAGCAGAUAAAUAACACUUCUGACCAUGUUGUAAAUAAAGCAGUUACCAAUCCAUCUGCAAAAGAAGUCACUACCUCAGAAACUGAAGCCAAUGCAUUCCUCAAGAAAAAUACAGGUGUUGUAGAAGAUGAAUCUCAUACUUCUGAAGCCAAAAUUCCAGUGAACUUAAGAGACAUAAAUUCAAUGGACAUUAAUCUUUUCACUCUUAAACCUGAUGUUGCUUAUGUUGAACAGAAAGCACCUGGAACUUUAAAACAAAUAUUUUACCCUGAUUCCACAGUGAGCACCACAAAGCCAACAAAGGCCAGGACUAUGAGCUCAUUUUCUCUUGAUAAUGAUAACUUAAAGAGAUCUACUACAAACUCUUAUAAUAAUAACUUAUACCAUCUACCCUUGAAACCAACCCCUCCUCCUACUGAUUUUGUUGCUGAUUUUAUUAAAAUCACUCACUCUGAACUUAAUCCAGCACUCAAUAUGAGAGAGAGCAACAAAAAAUUGACUGAUGAGUCUAUUAUAUCUAAUAGUAUAAUUCUCCUACCUGAUAAAGAAAUCAUUUCACCUAACAAUAUUAUCUUUUUGGAUGACAUAAGGAAUAUUGCAAAUGAAAAAAGAUAUGUAGAUUCUACAGAAAAAGAUAAGGUAACUCAAUAUGAAGAUUUUUCAGUAGACUCAGAUGUGGUUUUUCCUGCAAGGGAAAACAAUCCAAAUAAUAUAAAUCUAUCAACUGCUGGGCUUGAUAGCAGUACUGUUAAAUAUGUAACAGAGGAAAGUACCUUUAAUGUUGAAGAAGAAGGAAAGAGCCCCACAACAGAAGUACCUGCUUUUAUUCAAGGUCUCCACAGAUUUGAAUCUCCCUUCUCCACUGCCCAUGUCACUGGGAGUUUAUUGAAUGAAAAUCCUGUAGGAUUCAAAACUAAACAAAAAUACCAAAUUCUGAUCUCCAGGAAAGAAACCCCUUAUUCUUAUGAAGAUGACCCCUUUCUCAAAGAUUAUACUGCCAAAUUCAUGAAUAAGUCACCUGGAACCAGGACUCACUCCCUAACAUAUGAAAAUAAAAAAAUGUCCCCUAGGUUUCCAAGUGAUUUAGCUCUGGAAGGUGGUACCUUAUAUGGAAAUGACAUCAUCACUAUUUUUCCAGAAAGCAAAUGGAUUGAGCAAAUCAAUGCCCCAGAGCUAGACUCAAAGGAAACUGUAGGAGAAAGCAGGUCAUUCCCAGAUGAAAUCACUGAUCUCACCUUAAGUGAAACUCCAAUAAUAAGCAAAGACCAGCUCAACAGGAGAUAUGUCACAUUCACUUUUCUUUAUGACCAGAGGAAACCCACUAUUUCACUCAAGUCAGAACAUAAUCAAGACAAAACUUUGAAGGCUGAGAAUUAUCAUUUACAGGAUGUCACUACUCCUUUAGUUACAUUCAAUGUCAACCUUGAUAAUGAAUUUCACUUUGUUGAGGAAGAUUCUGAGACUACAAAAAACAAGCCUUUAACUUCUUCAGCUAUGAAGACAGCUCCUACUAUGGCUGGUACCCCUGUUCUUCCCAUUCAGAACAAUUAUGAAGUGAGUAAUUCAAUGCAACCCGAUAAAAAUAAUGUUAGGUCUAGAGAAUUCCAAUUUCCACUAACAACUGAAAAUGACAUUCUCAUGCCAGAAGUCUUAACUGAGGAUUCCAUCCUAAAGAGUAAUAACCCCUUAACUGACUCCUCAAAGUCAGUAUUGGGAGUAUUAGAGACAGUGACUGAAUACCUUGAUCUUAUUGAUGGAACUGAUAUUUCAGGAAAUCAGGGCAUUCAAAUUCAAACAGACCUUCAGCCCCACUCCUUGGACUCCAUUAUUUCUCCUAUUGAUUCAACAACUUUUACCAGCAGUUCUACAGAUGAUGAGGCUGAUUCAACACCUACUAUGGAGAGAGACACUGCUAAUUCUAAAGUUAAGACAGAUGCCCAACCUCUGAGCACAAUAAUGAAAAUCCUUUCAUCUAGACAAAGAAGACCUUUCCCUUCUGAAAUAAAGAAAAUAGCUAAACUCUCUGCUGAGGAAGAACCACCUGCUAAAUUCAAUUCAGGUCCCAUUAUAAAUUCAACAGCACUUGUUCCAACUUUGGAGAAAACCCUUGUCUCAACCCCUGAUUCCAGUGCCCUCUCCAAGAGCAAUAACAGCAAGGGGGAGGAACACAGUAUUUCUGGAGCAGGCAAUUUUGCUUUAGGAGAUUCAAGGAUGUUGAAAGAUGAUUCAUUUAUUGAUAAAUUUAAUAUUUCUACUAAAAUUCAAGCUCCUCCCAAUUUAAAAAUAAUCCAUUCAGCUGAUUCCUCCAUGACUUUGGGAAAGACUAUAAAGCUUAAGGAUGAAAACUCCACUUCUUUUGAUGAAGAUACAGGCACAGCAGGUUUGCUUCAUAAUGCUCCCACUGGAAUCUAUGAAUUACUAUGGAAGUUGAGUAUUUCUCCUAAUUUCACAACUUCUCUGAGUUCAUCUAAAUAUUCUGAACUUGAUCCAGUUGUCAAAAUGAAAAAAAAUACUACAACAAAGACUAAUAACAGUGUUCCAUUUCAGGAAAGAUACAUUCCAUCUCCAAAGCACAUUACUUCACCAAGUAACAAUUCUUUAACAAAAGAUAUGUUGAACACUAUUCUUAAAAGAAGAUUUGUGCACAGAUAUUUUGUAGGGAAAGAUAUAAUCCCUGAAUAUGAAGUAUUAUCUAUUACAGAAAACAUUUCAGAUAUUUCUUUAGAUAGUGAAAAUAUUCCAAAUGAUGAUUAUAUAAUAAGCACUGCUCUUGACAACAGAGGUCUUGAGUAUGUUGCAAAUGAAUAUGUCUUUGAACAACAGGAGGAAAAAAACAACUCCAUUACCAAGACACCUACUCUCAGUUAUGACCCCAAAAUAGUUGGGUCAUGUCCAUUAUACUCCAGUGCUGAUACCUCUGAAUAUGCAUUUCAAGAUGCUCCAGUUGAGAACAAAAUUAAAGAAAUACUACGAACUUUGAUAUCUAGAAAGGAACUUGCCAAUUCUGAGCUUGAUGCUAUUGUUCCCAAAAGUUCCACUGACAAUUUGAAUUCUAAGUCUUUCAAAUCCAUAAUUUACCCCCUAACUCACUCAAGUGAUAAUUUUUACAACAUUUUUCAUGAAACAACUCUAAAAGAGGACAGUCUGAGGGAAGAUGACACUAUCAUCAUUCUCCCUGAAGACAAAAGGAUGGAAUAUAUCCUUGUCCCUGACUCAGAAAUAAUAGUAACCAUGGUAAAGGAAAAGAUGUUCCCAAAUGAACCCACUGAUCCUACUGUGAUCACUUCUCCAUUAAAAAAUAAGAAUCAAUUCUAUAGGAAAGUCACUUCAUCUAUUUUUAACAUUAAUGCCCAAGAUGAAGCAGAAAAUAUCUUAUUAUCCAAAGUGGACAAUGUUAAAGAUAGAAAUCAUAUGGCAGAGACUCAACACUCAUGGGACAGCAUAAUUCCUUUGGCUGACCUCAGUGCCAUCCCUGAUGGUAAAUUUCCUUUUAUCAAUGAAAAUACUGAAAUUAUAAACAACAGGGCUUCAACCUCUUCCUUACCAGUGAAUACAGUCCACACUGUAAAUGAUAUAACUACUCUCUCCACUGAGAGCAGGUAUGAAGAAGGUGAUUCUAUGCUACCAGAAGACAAUAAUAAAUCAAGAGGAUUCCUAGCUCUCCCAAUUCCAGAAAAGCCCAUGUUCAUUCCUAAUGCCUUAAGUACAAAUCUUGAAAUCUCUGACCCAGCGGCAAAAAACUUCUUGGCUAAUUCUUCAGUCCUAUGGCCAAACAUGUUUAAGUCAAUAAUUGAAUACCCUAGUUCUAUUAAUGGUGGUGAUAAUCCCAUUAAAAAUAAGACUGACCUCAAGCAUUACUCCUUAACCUCAACUAAACUUCCCACUGGUUCCAUUACUUUUUCAGAUGAUCUCACAAAUAGUGAGUUUGAUUCCUUGCCCUUAGUAAACAGAGAAACUCCUGAUUUUUCUAAAACCGAUACAGGUGAAAUAUACUCUGAAUUUCAGAGAACAGUCAUGAAAGCCUUUUUUCCUACAAAAGUCUCUCAACACAGGGUUUAUGAAGAAAGAAAAAAUGCUAAUUUUUCUGAUCAAGAUCUAGAUACUAAAUUUGACUUAAGCCACAUAAUAGAUGCAACUAUUCUCAGUUCGGUUACAGAGAAAAUACUUCCCUCAGUAACCAAACCUAGUACUCUGUCCAAGAGUGACACUAAUGUGGAAGAAGUCCAUAUUUCUAAAGCAGGCAAUUUUUUCCCAAAGGAUGCAAGUUCAUUGAAAGAUAAUUCUUUCACUGUUGAAUUUGGUGCUACUCUUACUGAACCUCAAGCACCUCUCAAUAUAGAAGAAAUAUUUUCAGGUGAGUCCACAUUAAGUCUUCCCAAAGCAUCUAGGUAUAAUGAUCAAAGCUCUUCUCUUGAAGUCACUAGAGGAGAAGGAAUCAUUGCAAACACUCCCACUGGGACAUAUGGCCUACCACCAUGGAAAUCAACUCUUCUUCCUUCUGAUUUCGCAGUCUUCAGGCAUUCAUCUAAGUAUUUUGAACUUGAUCCAGUUACUAAAGUGAAAAAAGAUACUACAACAAAGACUGAUAAUAUUAUUCCAACUGAAGAAAGAAAUACUCUACCUGACAAAGUCACUAUUUUACCUACUAUCAUUAUUUCAACAGAAGACAUGAAAAACCCUAUUGAUACUAUUAAUAACAAUAAAUUUGGAUAUAAUACUUUUAUAAAGGAAGAUAUACCCACUGAAGAAGUUCCUUUUAUAGAAAAUAUUUCAGAAGAGGCAUAUAACACCCUUUUGGCAGGUGAAAAUAUUUCAAACAAUGAGGAUAUAAUAACUAUUAUGCCUAUUGACAAUGCCCUUGAUGAUGUAGAAGAUAACUCUGUUUUUGAACUAAUAAAGGAAGAAAAUGUUCCUCUUAUAAGAAAGAUCACACUCACUGACUCCAAUGUCUUUGAGUCUCAUGCACCCUAUGCCAGUGUGGCAACCUUGGAACAUUUAUUACAAGGAUCUCCAAUUGAUAUCCAAACCACCAAAAAUCACCGAAGCUUAAUCCCCAAAGAAGGGAAUCAUAAUUCUGACACUGAUGCCACUCUUCUCAAAAGGUCUACUAUCAAUUUUAGUAUUAAGGCCCCUAGAUCUGAGAUUUAUCCUCUAACUGAUUCAAGUUGGAUGUUUUUACCUGAGUUUCUGGAUGAAGCAGAUAUAGAAAAUAGUUUCCUAACAGGAGAUAAUAUUGUCACUACUAUCCCUAAAGGCAAAAGACUGAAUUACCCAUUUAUUAGAGACCCAGAAUUAAUAACAAGAAUGGGAAAGGGCAGUAUAUUCACAACUGAUCCCACUGAUCCUGCUGUGAUGAUCAGUCCCAUAGAAUAUGAAGACCAAUUCAACAGGAGAGAUAUCUCACCUGCUUUUUAUAACAGUGCUGUCCCAGAUGAAGCAAAAAUCACCCUAUCAGCCAGAUUUGAUGCAAUGAAACAUAAGCCAAGCGUGGCAAAUAUGCUCCAUUCACAGAACAUUAUUCCUUUGGCUGAGUUCAAUGUCAUUCCUGAUGAUCUCCUCUUUAUCAAUCAAAAUACUGAAGAAAACAACAUAGCUUCAAUCUUUUCCUCACUUAUGAAUAAGGCAGCCAGCACUAUGGGUGAUUCCAUUGUUCUUUCCACUGAAGGUAGUUAUGAAGGUGGUGAUUCUAUGUUACCUGGAGAAGAUAAUGUUAAAUCUAGACAAUUCUUAUCUCUAUUGACAUCUGCCAUGCCUAUUCCUAAUUCCUUAACUGAAAAUCCUGAAACCUUGGGUCUAAUGACAGAUAACUUUUUGUCUGAAUCUUUGAUAACCAUGCCGGAAGUGUUAGAGAGGGCAACUGAAUAUGGUGAUGUUCCAGAGAGACAAAUAAUAACUCAAGCUGAUAUUCAUUUCUAUCCAUCGACAUGGAAUAUUCCUCCAACUGGAUUGACUUUUUCAGAAGGUAUCACAGAUGGUGAAGUUGAUUCAUUUUUCUUUAUGAGUAGAGAUAUUCCAGACAAUUAUAAAACUAAGACUGACAAAAUGCAUUCCAAAUCUCAAAGAAGAAUAAUAAAAGCCUUUUCCCCUAGAGAAGACUCUCAAAAUAAUAUCUACAAGACAAGAAAAAUAACUAAUAUUUUCAAUCAAGAUCCAGCUGCUAAAUUGGAAUUAAGUCAUUUUACAAAUGCAUCAGUUUCUAUCCCAGCUAUAGAGAAAAUCCUUUCAUCAGCAACUGAGUUCAGUCCUCUCUCCAAGGAUGACAACAAUAUGAAUGAUUAUUUCACCCGUAAAUUUGGUGCUACUUCCUUCAAACCUCAAACACCUCCAAAUUUAGCAGAAAUCUUCUUAGCUGAUUCCACAUUAACUCUUCCAAAAACAUCUAGGCCUGCCUCUCCUGAUGAAGUCACUAAUACAGAAGGGUCCAUCACAAGCACUCCAACUGGUUUAUAUGGUCGACAAUGGAGGUCAAUUUUUCCUCCUCCUGAUUUUACACAAUCCAUGGGAACUUCAAAAUAUUCUGAACUUGUUCCUGUAACUAUUAUGGGAAAAGACACCACAAAAGAGAUUGAUUAUAAUAUUUCACCUGAAGAAAUAAUUAUUCUAUCUGAUGAAGUUAGCCUUUCACCUAUUAUCAUUUCCCCUGACAAAGGCAUGGCAAGUACUUUUAAAGGGAACAUACAUAAGCACAAAGAUCUAAGAGAGAGAAAGAGGGCUGAUGAAUAUGAUGAAAUCAUUUAUUUUACAGAAGGCACUUCAGAAAGUGCGGGUGAUAAUUCUGCAGGUAAAAUCAUUCCAGUAUAUGUGGACCCUAUAAUUGUUAUGUCUGAUGACAGUGGUUCUGAACAGGUCUCAGAUAAAUAUGGCUUUGAAUUAGAGAACAGAGCAAAUAAUUCCCUUUAAAAAUGAAUAUAGUGGGCUCUCUCCAGAGCAUACCCAUACCAUUCCUCCCCUGAUGUGUCCUCCUUUAGCUCUAAGGGUCCCCACAAGACUUGCAACUGGGGGAAAGUGGGCAGUGGCAGUUCAUCCCUGGUUUAUUCCUUGAACCUGUCUCCAAGGGCCCCUUUUCUCUGGCUUUUUAGUGAGCCAAAGCAGCCUUGUCUAGGCUCUCUGCUGUUUCUUCUUCUAUCCUAAACUCCUCCUUGUUUCAUUGUCCCAAGCUUUAAUAAAUGUACUCUCAAGAUCAAAAAACAAAGUAAAAUAAAAAUGAUUAUAUGCA